Molecule: messenger RNA, 4744 nt
Organism: Bubalus bubalis (water buffalo)
Lineage: Eukaryota; Metazoa; Chordata; Mammalia; Artiodactyla; Bovidae
Gene: RXRA
Product: retinoid X receptor alpha
Exons: 10
Coding region: 181-1575 (464 amino acids)
Biological process (GO): anatomical structure development; retinoic acid receptor signaling pathway; cell differentiation
Cellular component (GO): RNA polymerase II transcription regulator complex; nucleus
Molecular function (GO): nuclear steroid receptor activity; retinoic acid-responsive element binding; zinc ion binding
Source: RefSeq, a predicted model, not a curated record
UCAGGCCUCUCCCCGGCUGUGGUGUUGGCCUGUUGCCUGCCAGCAGGGGAGGGGCCCUGGAGACACGUCUCUUUUGGAUGAGGAAGUGAACGCUCAGAGAGGGUGUGGGGCCGAGCUGGGGCCACACAGCGAGGCGGGUGCUGAGCCAGGGGCCUGUGGAGACGGGUCAUCAGGAGACCCAUGCCUGAGACCUUUCCUGACUUCUCCACGCAGGUGAACUCCUCCUCCCUCAGCUCCCCCACGGCGCGCAGCUCCAUGGCCGCCCCCUCGCUGCACCCCUCCCUGGGGCCCAGCAUCGGCUCCUCGCUCGGCUCUCCGGGACAGCUGCACUCACCCAUCAGCACCCUCAGCUCGCCCAUCAACGGCAUGGGCCCGCCCUUCUCGGUCAUCAGUUCCCCCAUGGGCCCGCACUCCAUGUCGGUGCCCACCACACCCACCCUGGGCUUUGGCACCGGCAGCCCCCAGCUCAGCUCGCCCAUGAACCCCGUGAGCAGCAGCGAGGACAUCAAGCCCCCACUGGGCCUCAAUGGUGUCCUCAAAGUGCCGGCCCACCCCUCAGGGAACAUGGCGUCCUUCACCAAGCACAUCUGUGCCAUCUGCGGGGACCGCUCCUCAGGCAAGCACUACGGGGUGUACAGCUGCGAGGGCUGCAAGGGUUUCUUCAAGCGGACGGUGCGCAAGGACCUGACCUACACCUGCCGGGACAACAAGGACUGCCUGAUUGACAAGCGGCAGCGCAACCGCUGCCAGUACUGCCGCUACCAGAAGUGCCUGGCCAUGGGCAUGAAGCGCGAAGCCGUGCAGGAGGAGCGGCAGCGGGGCAAGGACCGGGGCGAGAGCGAGGUGGAGUCCACCAGCAGCGCCAACGAGGACAUGCCAGUGGAGAAGAUCCUGGAGGCCGAGCUGGCCGUCGAGCCCAAGACCGAGACCUACGUGGAGGCGAACGUGGGGCUGAACCCCAGCUCGCCCAACGACCCCGUCACCAACAUCUGCCAAGCAGCUGACAAGCAGCUCUUCACGCUGGUGGAGUGGGCCAAGCGGAUCCCGCACUUCUCCGAGCUGCCCCUGGACGACCAGGUCAUCCUGCUGCGAGCAGGCUGGAACGAGCUGCUCAUCGCCUCCUUCUCGCACCGCUCCAUCGCCGUGAAGGAUGGCAUCCUCCUGGCCACCGGGCUGCACGUACACCGCAACAGUGCCCACAGCGCGGGCGUGGGCGCCAUUUUCGACAGGGUGCUGACGGAGCUGGUGUCCAAGAUGCGGGACAUGCAGAUGGACAAGACGGAGCUGGGCUGCCUGCGCGCCAUCGUCCUCUUCAACCCCGACUCCAAGGGGCUCUCAAACCCAGCCGAGGUGGAGGCGCUUCGCGAGAAGGUCUAUGCGUCCCUGGAGGCGUACUGCAAACACAAGUACCCCGAGCAGCCAGGAAGGUUCGCCAAGCUGCUGCUGCGCCUGCCCGCCCUGCGCUCCAUUGGCCUCAAGUGCCUGGAGCACCUCUUCUUCUUCAAGCUCAUCGGGGACACGCCCAUCGACACCUUCCUCAUGGAGAUGCUGGAGGCCCCACACCAGAUGACUUAGGCCCGCGGUUCCGGCCCGCCCCGCCCUCUGCCCGCCUGGCCCUGGGGGCGUGGCCCGCCGCUGCGGAGUCUGUGCUGCAGGCCGCCCUCCUCGUUUUCCACACGACUCGUCUGGACCCGGCAGCGGGCAUCCCGGGGCGGCCGCCGGAGCGGCAGGAGCCGGUGUGAGCCCCGGGAGGGGGGAACCCGGGCGGGCUCACGGGGUACACGCUGCCGCCCCUGGAGCCGCAGCGUUCAGAGGGCGGCUGGGCUCCGUCACGUUCUGUGGUCGCUGGGUUUGGAAAUCUCCCAUGCGAGGUCCUCUGUUUGCACGGAUCCCUCUGCCUCCUGUGUUGGCUGGCGCCCUGCCCGCCCAACACCCGCGAUUGGGAGGAGGGGACAGGUGGGGGGGGGGCUGCCAAAGACCCCCACCCGCCUCCUGGGAGGACGGGAGGGGCUCUGGUCCCUCAGAGUGAAGGGUGAGCAGCCCCUUUUUCCAAAGAUGACUUUCAACCUGCUCCCCAGGCUGGUCAGAUUGGGAGCCGACCUUUGUGCUGGGUUUGGGGGUCGCCUAAGGCUGCAGGGACACCCGCGCACCCCACCCCACCUGCGUGCUGUCUUUGCGUUGUCCUGGUUUCAGCUCCUGUCCCACGUGGUCCUGUCCAGGCCGCCUCCAAACCUUCCAGCCUGUGCAGAGGGCUGAGGCUGGCCCCCACUCCUGCAGGGCGCGCCCCAUCUCUAGUGGACCGGAGGCCUGCUGCCCACCCAGGAGGCCCACGGUGACGGGAGGGGAGGAGGGUCCUCAAUCGGCCGUGCACGCUGAGGGAGGCAGGCGGGGUCCAGAGCUGGCGGGACCUGUGGGCAGUCUGCUGCGGGGAGCGGACAGCUGGCCGGGGCCUGCAGCACUGUGGGCAGGGAGGCCCCUUGGGUGGCAGGCGUCUCGUGGGCCCCUGAGGUGGGGCUGUCAUCGUGUGUCCGUCCGCAUCCGCUCUGGUCCUGGGCCGGGUCUCUCAGGGUGAAGGCCUCUGCACCGUCGCGCACUCCCUCCGGUCCGUUUUUCCGUCUCACGCCCCGAAACCCGGCGUUUGUCGGCUGGGGGGGCCGGAACUGGGUGCGUGGGGUCCUGCCGCCCCCGUCAGCGGCCCCGGAGCAGGAGUCGGGGGUCGGCGUUGUGGCUGCUCCCCCAAGCCUGUCUCCCUGGGGGGGUGCGGGGGUGUCCCCAAGGCUGGGUGAGGACAGGCCGGCCUUCCGGCCUCUGUGGGGAAGAGGGUGUCCAUUCUUUGCCCUCCAGGGUCCAGCCCAGGCUGAGCGUGAGGCACCUGGGCCAACCGUGUGGAGGAUGCCACAGACAUCUCCUUUCUCUGGGGGCCCCCCAUUCCCGCCCCCAGGAGAUGCGUCCCCAGCCGCCGCGGCACCUGCCCCAUCCGCCCUCUGUGGCAGAGGUGGGGCGAGCUGGGGCCUGCCCAGUGCCCCCGGAAGUCUUGGCCGCCUUUGGGGGCAUGGUGGUGUCAGCAGAGUGACGCAGGCACCCUGGUGGUCCUCCCCCAGGGGUCCCCCUGGUGGUGGGUUUGUAGGUCUGCCCCCCACCCCGCACCCAGUGCCUUCUGCAGCUGGACACACCCCGUCCACGCCCAGCCCGCCCCGCUGCCCUGAACCGCUCUGGAGCCCAGGAGGGGGCCCUGUGGGGUCUGGCCUCGGGGCCCCGGCACCCGCCCCCGGCCUCUUCCGUCGCCAGGCCCGUGGCGUCCUGGGGCCACGCCCCCCUUCUCCUCGGGCGCUGUCAGCGCAACGUCCUUGCUGUGUUUGAAAAGGUGAUGGUGGGGACAUGGCACGUUAUUCGGUAGAUAAACAUUUUCUUUAACCAGACCUUCAGUAGACCAAUCUGGUUCAAUUAAGGUGAUUUUUUUGGUAAUUAUUAUUUUGGUGGGACAGUCUUUAAUUUUCUAAAGAUAGCACUAACGUCAGCUCGUUGGCCAUCCUGUGCCGUCCCCACUCACUGGAUGCUUCCGGCACGAGCCCCCCCCCCCCCCCCCCCAGCAUCACCUCCCGCUCGGUCAUCAGGCAGGGCUCCCGAGGCCAAGGAGCGAAGACGACUGCCUUUCAGGUUCGGAAGUUGUUGGCCAGGCCAGCCUCUGGCUUGUCCCCCACUGGGCGUUUCCUUGGAAGCUGGCCUACUCGGGGACGUCCGUGCAGAGGGCACCCGCGUCAGCCGCUGGCCCUCAUCACCCCGGGGGGAGGACGGCCCCCGGCCCUGGGCGUCCCAGGAGGGUUUGGGCUGGCAGACCCCCCGGGGCAAGUGCUGGAGACCACGCUGCACUCCCUGCUCCGCGGAGGCCCUGGUUGGGGCCAGACGGAACGUCCAGCCGGAGCGUGACGGGCUGAUGUUGCUCCCGCCAUGGAAUUUGGUCCCUGCCCACGCAGGUGUGUGUGGACAACACCUGUGCUGUAGAGACCCCGCGUGCACAGACCUGCUCGCCAUCCAGACACACAGACCAGUUACCAGCGUUUUCUGUUUAUUUUUAAUCAAGACUCCCCCCGACCCCAUUUUCCUAUAAAUUUGCUUGUUGUAAGCAAGUAUGUAAGGACCCCUUCUUUGGUGAAAUCCGGGUUCGAAUGAAUACCUUGAGGCAAGGAGACGCAUCUAUUUUAAGAUGCUUUGGAGCAAACAGCUUUAGCCGUUGCCAGUCCUUAGCAAUGCCUUAGCCGGGACGUGUAGCUCACAGAGAUGACAUACGGAGAAAAAGAGGAGACAUUUAAAGCAUCGGGAAAGGUAGAAAAAAAAUCUAUUUUUGUACAAAUGUAAUUUUAUCCCUCAUGUAUAACUUGGAGGAUGUGGCGGGGAGGGGGGACUUGUUUUGUUUCUGCUUCUAGAGGUGGAGGCUCUCUGAGUCGACAUUCGGACUUCGGACGGGCGCGCGGGCCUCGGACAACACUGCUGCGGGCGGGAAGGUGGGCCUGGAACUCUCGAGGGUUUUCCUCCCCUUCCGAGUAACGUUCACACCUCGCUCUGCGCUCUCCCCGUGGCCAGCUGGCCUUCCCGGGACUGACUGUGAAAUUACUUCCCCCCACGGACUGUUCUCAAAACAUCGCGGCCGCAGGUGCCGGGCGAACAAUGGUGUCAGAAUUGUGGAGAAGAGACUCGGAGCAAAACGUGAGAGGAGAAACAAGCAAAACAUGAGCGUUUAAAAACA